UCACCGCUCGCGCUGUUGCCCCGCGUUCGUUCUACGGCAACGUCGUCUCUGAGUUCCGCUGCUGCAGCCCAUACGCUUGCGAUCCGCGUCACCCGGCAAGAUGAACGACGAGGAACGCGACGUGGACGUCGAGGCCGAGAGGAGGGCCCACCACAGCGCCCUCGAGCGAAGACGGCGCGACCACAUCAAGUUCACGUUCGGCUGCCUGCGGGACGCCGUGCCGUCCCUGCAGUGGGAGAGGGCUACGCGGGCCCAGAUCCUGAAGAGGGCCGCCGACUACAUACAGCUGAUGCAGCGAAAGAACAGGGAGCGGCUGCACACCAUCAAGGAGCUUAAGCGAGAGAGGAAGCACCUCGAGGAACAGAUCCGGGCCUUGGAGGAGAUGGAGAUGGCCAACGGCGGUGGCGACUGCUCGCCAAGCACCUCGGUCGUCGCUACCAUUGAAGAAGGGAACUCCGCCUCCCCGGCUGGCGUCACCUCCGAGGCUUCCAUGCUGCCUGAAGGGAUCUAAGCGACCGCUGAAAAAAAAAAAAGCCCGACUGCGAAACAUGGUCAUCGUCCUGAAUAAAGAGUAAUACAG
Messenger RNA from Dermacentor andersoni, 580 nucleotides. The record is from RefSeq and is a predicted model, not a curated record. Lineage: Eukaryota; Metazoa; Arthropoda; Arachnida; Ixodida; Ixodidae.